Triticum dicoccoides is the source of this 1614-nucleotide messenger RNA. Its product is annotated as disease resistance protein PIK6-NP-like. Gene Ontology annotation, biological process: defense response to other organism. Lineage: Eukaryota; Viridiplantae; Streptophyta; Magnoliopsida; Poales; Poaceae. The annotation marks the transcript as partial. The transcript has a single exon. The record is from RefSeq and is a predicted model, not a curated record.
AUGGAUGCCCAGGGCGCUGUCGACUCGCUCCUUGGCCGCCUCACCGCCAUCCUCGUCGACGAGGCGCAGCUGCUCGGCGGCCUCCAUUGCGACGUGGAGUUCAUCAAGGAUGAGAUGGAAAGCAUGAACGGCCUGCUCCUCCACCUCAUCGAGGCGCACCACCGCGACCACCAGGUGCGCGCUUGGAUGAAGCAAGUCGUCGACCUCACCCGCGACUGCGAGGGCAACGUCGAGCUCUACAUCCACAGCGUUACAGACGCUGGCCACCACGCUAGUGGCUUCCUGGGCUACUUGCGGCACAUCGUCCGCUAUGUGCGCACCAUCCCGGAGAGGCACCGGAUCGCAACGAGGAUUCAGGAGCUUAAGGUCAGGGCACGCGAUGUAGGCGACAGGAAGCUGAGGUAUGGUGUCACCGUGCCACCGGCUGCUGACCAAGCUGACCCGAUAUUCAUGGGCGACGUACCCCAUGGAUCAGAAGAUGAGGAGGAAGAUGCUCACAGACGCUCUCUUCUUAUCAAUUGUCCGGACGAAGUGGCUUAUAUUGAGAAAAUCAUUGAUGAUAUCAUCAAGUCUUUGCUAGCUGAGGAAGAACUUGUCCAAGAUCCGGCAAACGGGGACUCACACCCUAGGAUAUUUCUUAUAAUCCCACCGAGGUAUGAUUACCUUGAUAUGGAUAUGAUUACAAAGAAACUGUAUAAGCGGAAAAUGUGCUCAUUUAGUUGCAAAGCCUUGGUCCACUACGGCAAGCAGUGCUUCUCUGAAGUCCACGUACUGCGGGAAAUACUGCACCAUGUGGCGCCCCUUCCAGCUGAACAAGACAUGCUCAGGGUGGAACUGGAGAAGAGUUCGGAAAUAUCACCCAGUAUUGAUGUGGAGGAUGAGACCAUGCAACUCAGGAAGAAACUUGAGGGGUAUCUCAAAGGUAAACGGUUCUUGAUCAUUGUUCGAGGUAUCGAUGAUAAGUAUGACUGGAAAAGCAUAGGCCCUGGUCUGUUACAUGCUACUGCUCACGGUUCUCCUGAUAGUGCUAUCGUCUUUACAAGAUAUUCUGAAGAUUUUUUCAUCGAGUCCCCUUAUAAAAAAUUGAAACUACAAAGUCUAUUUAGUGCUUUCUGCAAUAAUACCAAGGAGCUUUGUUCUGGCAGUUCUGGAUAUGGAAUAAGACAAAUUUUACAUUUAUGUCAGUCCGAUGUCUUUGCAAUGAAGAUGUUCCAACAUCUUAUGUAUGUUAACGGUGCAAGGGGUACAACACAGAUAGACAACUUCGUAGGAACCUUAGAGGGUUGUGAGCUCUUGGGUAAAAGUGUGGCAAAGCAAAUGGUGAAGUUCUCCUACAAUGACUUGCCUGCCAAGUACAGGAGCUGCUUGCUCUACCUAACUAUUUUCCCGCAAGGUGACCACAUUAGGAGAUCAACUGUGUGUAGAAGAUGGAUAGCUGAAGGCCUGAUAACAUCCAGGGAGAAUCAUGCAGAAGAUGAAGCUGAUUCAUGUUUCAAUGCCCUCCUCUCCAGGAGUCUCAUUCAACCUGGGGAGAUCGAUGACAUGGGCAAGACCAAGACCUGCACAUUACAUCAUGUUGUUCAUCAAGUCAUCACCAGGAUUGCUAGAGAUAUA